GUGAUGUUCUGCACCCUCAACACGCACAAGGUGGACAUGGAGAAGCUGUUGGGUGGCCAGAUCGGCCUGGAGGACUUCAUCUUCGCCCACACCAAGGGCCAGCGCAAGGAGGUCGAGGUCUUCAAGUCGGAGGAGGCCUUGGGCCUCACCAUCACUGACAACGGCGCCGGCUACGCCUUCAUCAAGCGGAUCCGGGAGGGCAGCGUCAUCGACCGGAUCCCGGUGAUCAGCGUGGGGGACAUGAUCGAGGCCAUCGACGGGCAGAGCCUGGUGGGCGCCCGUCACUACGAGGUGGCCAAGAUGCUGAAGGAGCUGCCCCGGGGACGCACCUUCGCCCUCCAGCUCACCGAGCCCCGCAAGGCCUUUGCUGCCACCAUGGUGGAGCUGGGCCGGGACGCCCGGGACCCCGACGCGCUGGCCCAGGCCCUCGACUCCCAGCUUGGGGACUUCGCUUUCCCCGAUGAAUUUGUCUUCGACGUCUGGGGGGCCAUCGGCGACGCCAAGGUGGGGCGCUGCUAG
Nipponia nippon (crested ibis) is the source of this 519-nucleotide messenger RNA. NCBI's taxonomy places the organism in Eukaryota, Metazoa, Chordata, Aves, Pelecaniformes, Threskiornithidae. The record is from RefSeq and is a predicted model, not a curated record.